AUUGGCUAAUGACGUUGUCCUUUGGGACUCUCGUCAUCACAAAACCGUUUCUUUCCGAUCUCCAACAAUAGUCACGUUUUAAGGAUGUUACUUAAUUCUGUAAAAUCAACGAGGAACGCAAACAUUUAACGUUCUAAACAAUGCACAUUUUAAGAUACUCACUGACAUCUCCGAUUGACAAAUGUAGAUAAUGAAUUUUCUGAGAUUAAAGUCAUUCAGAUGCUUCAAAGAAUCUUGAAAAUGUUACUAAUCCCCGUAAAACCCUACUAUACCCAAGUUUACCAGGAAAUUUGGGUAGGAAUCAGGUUAAUGACCAUCCUUUUUAAAAUCAGGAGUGCUUUCAAAAUCAGUAAAGCCUUCAAAUCCAGUUCUGCACAUGACCACAGCCAUCAUUAA
This is a messenger RNA of Myodes glareolus (Bank vole), 396 nucleotides long. The record is from RefSeq and is a predicted model, not a curated record. NCBI's taxonomy places the organism in Eukaryota, Metazoa, Chordata, Mammalia, Rodentia, Cricetidae.